Chara braunii is the source of this 653-nucleotide messenger RNA. The record is from the annotation of a GenBank genome assembly. Lineage: Eukaryota; Viridiplantae; Streptophyta; Charophyceae; Charales; Characeae.
GGCGGCGGAUAAGGUGGACGUGCGCCGUUGACACCACUUGAGAUGCAGGCUGUGGUGGCAGCUGUGUCGAUCGUUGUUCUUCGAUGUCAGGAGGAGAGGGCGCUUGGACGAAUGAAGGAGCAGUUGCUAGCGCGUAGAAGUAGGACAUUGAUGCAAGCUCCAGACGAUGACCCCGAUUACGUGGCGACCUCGAAGGCUGUUGUUCAGCUGUGCUACGUGUUGGGUUGUGGAGUGAUUCCUCGAGCGAUGCCGAGAUGGUGGAUGAAGCGCAAAACUGGAGGCACAUGGGAAGACCUCAGGCAAUGCGACGACGUGACAGACGAAUACUUCCGAGAGAAGCUACGCAUGUCGCCGCGAGUGUUCCUGGAAAUCACGGAGGCAUGUGCGCCUCAUCUUCAGCGGCGGGUGAUGUUAUACACGGAGCCUUUGCAGCCAGACGAGAUUGUCGCGUACGCACGGUAUAGGUGGACGUCGGGGGAGACUUAUGAGAGCAACACGUGCAACUUAAGGAUGGCUAGAGCUUCUAGCCUGGUUGCCGUCCGUGACGUUACUGCCACGCUGCUCCGGGUGUACGGCGAGAAGAUUGCCUGACCGACUGGAGUUCGUAAACUCGUCGUUUUGCGGGCGUUGGCUGAUAAAGGGUACCCCAAUUG